Molecule: messenger RNA, 3127 nt
Organism: Oryzias latipes (Japanese medaka)
Lineage: Eukaryota; Metazoa; Chordata; Actinopteri; Beloniformes; Adrianichthyidae
Source: RefSeq, a predicted model, not a curated record
CAAUCACAGACUAGUUCUCUCAAAGAAGGCCAUUAAGUGUUUCGUCUUUGUGUUGACACCUUCGGAGUAUUAAGAGUGCUAAAAUGGAUAUUACCAGGUGUACGGAGAAAUGGGUAAAACAAGAAAAGGAGAGGCCCCCAACAUCCUCUAUAAUGCUCUCGAGCAAGAAAUCUGACCCUGCGUCCUCUUCAUCCUCCUCUUCAUCCUCUGCUGGAGCAGGAGGAGGUGAAAGGGUCUUGGGUUCUGAUGCCCAGACUGGUCCGUCAGCCUCAGCUGCAGGAGCAUUGGAUUCAAAGAAGAAGGAAAGGUCCUCCCCGAGUGGGGAAGCUGGGGGAACUGCUUUUCCCCACCAGUCAGGUGCUGGAGGGGCAGACCAGGACUUGGCUGAAGUCCGCAGGACAAGUCGACGCAAGAGAGCAAAACAGGUGGAGUACCGUGAGAUGGACGAAAGCUUGGCUAACCUCUCGGAGGACGAGUAUUAUUCGGAAGAGGAGAGAAACGCUAAGGCCGAGAAGGAAAGGAAGCAAGUUGUCCCUCCUCCUGCCCCACCUCCAGAGGAGGAGAACGAGAGUGAGCCCGAAGAGCCGUCGGGUCUGGAAGGUGCUGCUUUCCAAAGCCGUCUUCCCCAUGACCGAAUGACAUCCCAGGAAGCCGCCUGCUUCCCUGACAUCAUCGGCGGCCCCCAACAGACCCAGAAGGUCUUCUUAUACAUCCGUAACCGCACACUCCAACUGUGGCUGGACAACCCGAAAAUUCAGCUGACCUUUGAGGCUACAGUACAACAACUUGACGCUCCAUACAACAGUGACGCCGUGCUGGUCCACAGAAUACACAGCUACUUAGAAAGGCAUGGCCUCAUCAAUUUUGGAAUUUACAAGCGGGUCAAACCUUUACCAGCCAAGAAAACGGGGAAGGUUAUAGUCAUCGGCGGAGGAGUGUCCGGCCUCGCUGCAGCGCGGCAGCUGCAAAGCUUUGGGAUGGAUGUGACGGUGCUGGAAGCCCGGGACCGCGUCGGAGGCCGGGUGGCGACCUUCAGAAAAGGCAAUUAUGUGGCAGAUCUUGGGGCAAUGGUGGUGACAGGGCUGGGAGGGAAUCCCAUGGCGGUGGUCAGUAAACAAGUGAAUAUGGAGCUGGCCAAGAUCAAGCAGAAGUGUCCUCUCUUUGAAGCCAACGGUCAAGCUGGAGAACGGUGUACAAGUGUCCCCAAAGAAAAAGACGAGAUGGUGGAGCAGGAGUUCAACCGGCUGCUGGAGGCCACCUCCUACCUGAGCCACCAGCUCGACUUUAACUUCCUCAACAACAAACCCGUGUCUCUGGGCCAGGCCCUGGAGGUGGUCAUACAGCUGCAGGAGAAGCAUGUGAAAGAUGAGCAGAUAGAACACUGGAAGAAAAUAGUCAAGACUCAGGAGGAACUCCGAGACCUUCUCAACAAGAUGGUUUCCACUAAAGAGCGCGUUAAGGAGCUCCAUCAGCAGUAUAAAGAGGCAUGCGAAGUCAAACCACCCAGAGACAUCACCGCCGAGUUCCUGGUGAAGAGCAAGCACAGAGACCUUACAGCCCUCUGCAAAGAGUACGACGAGUUGGCGGAGAUGCAGGUGAAGCUGGAAGAAAAACUGCAGGAGCUGGAGGCCAAUCCACCCAGCGACGUUUAUCUUUCAUCGAGGGAUCGGCAGAUCCUAGACUGGCACUUCGCCAACCUGGAAUUUGCCAACGCCACGCCCCUCUCCACCCUUUCUCUCAAGCACUGGGAUCAGGAUGACGACUUUGAAUUCACCGGCAGCCACCUGACUGUGAGGAAUGGUUACUCCUGUGUUCCUGUGGCUCUCGCUGAAGGCCUAGACAUCAAACUGAACACGGCCGUGCGACAGGUCCGAUACACGGCGUCGGGCUGCGAGGUGAUUGCUGUCAACACUCGCUCCACCACCCAGACCUUCAUAUACAAGUGCGACGCCGUGCUGUGCACGCUUCCCCUCGGGGUGCUGAAGCAGCAGCCCCCCGCCGUGCAGUUUGUCCCUCCGCUGCCAGAGUGGAAGACGUCAGCCAUUCAGAGGAUGGGCUUCGGCAACCUCAACAAGGUGGUGUUGUGUUUUGACCGCGUGUUCUGGGAUCCGAGCGUUAACCUGUUCGGUCACGUCGGCUCCACAACCGCAAGCCGAGGCGAGCUCUUCCUCUUCUGGAAUCUCUAUAAAGCCCCAAUCCUGCUGGCUCUGAUGGCUGGCGAGGCUGCUGGGAUUAUGGAGAACAUCAGCGAUGACGUCAUUGUCGGACGCUGUCUGGCCAUUCUCAAAGGAAUCUUUGGAAGUAGUGCGGUCCCACAGCCUAAAGAAACAGUUGUCACUCGUUGGCGGGCGGACCCCUGGGCGAGGGGCUCCUACUCGUACGUGGCAGCUGGCUCCUCGGGAAACGACUACGACCUCAUGGCGCAGCCCAUCACGCCCGGACCCGCCAUACCCGGAGCCUCACAGCCCGUCCCUCGUUUGUUCUUCGCCGGCGAACACACCAUCAGAAAUUACCCCGCUACAGUCCACGGCGCCUUGCUCAGCGGCCUCAGGGAAGCCGGACGCAUCGCAGAUCAGUUCCUCGGCGCAAUGUACACACUCCCCAGACAAGCCACGCCCACCGCCACCAGUAACCCCCAGCAGGCGCAGCCCGCUGCCAGCGUCUGAGCGACUCCGAAGGCCCGGAAAAAAACGUGGAUUUUUGAAAGGACAACAACCUUCUAGUUUCAGAAAAGUCAUUUAAAAACCCAAACAUUCUAACCGCAUUAUUAGCUCUGCUUCUCGUUUCAUCACAUUCAUGAAAUUCUCUUCGUUAAAGUCAAAUGUGGAAUUUUUCUAUUUAUGAACUCUUGUACAUGCUUGGAAUAAUGGUUGAAAACCCGUCCACUAAACACACACAAACUAAAAAAAAAAGCAAACUCUACGGAGCCCCUCCCACUACAGUGUUCCUGCUUUCUCGUAGGUGUUUGUCUUUCAGAUUUCAUUUCUACUGUUCGAGGCAGAAUAUUUAAGCUUCAGAAAAGCUGAGGAUGUUUAUGUUGAAUGGCAUGUUGCCAUGGCAGAUGUUUGUGUUGUCCUUUUUUUUUUAUAGUAAAAUGUUUUGUUAUUAAAAGAAAACCCAAACUGUA